GGUGGUCAGGAACUUGGCACAACGGCCCUCACAAGUUGUGCCAAACAUUAACUUUUUAAACUGCAAACACUUUCUCAUUUGUUUUAUUGGUCAGAACGUUUCUUGUAUGACCCUUUUCUUUCAUUCUCUCAAUCUUCUUUAACAACACAAUCAAAGUUGAUUUAAUCUCUUUCAUUUUUUUUUUCAAUCCAGAUAGUCAUAUACUUUACAGGGUUUUCAAGAAAAAGAAUUGAGGAUGUGACUGUUUUACUUUACAUGCCAAAGUAAAAAGAGAUCAUGGAUUUGUUGGUGGCUGCAGCAACUACUGCAGCUGGGCACAUAGCUGAAUUUUGGCAGAGCCUGUUUCCAAAGGACCAAGAAGCUUCCUUGCAAGCCACUGGAGAGGCCAGUACUAGUGAUGUUCAAGGAACAAAGAAUGAAGUUGGUGUUCUUGGUAGUAGAAGCAGGCAGCUUAGAAGUAAGUCUUGUGGGCAUUUUGUUAAGCCAGUGAAUUCUUCAGAAAGUAGGAUCGCAGCUCAGCUGUAUAGGGAGAGUGCUAGAAUGGAAAAGUAUGUGUGCAAUUCAAUUCAUUCAAUAACCACACUGGCCAUUAGACCAUUGUUGGUGACAGAUGGGAACCAAGUAAUCUGCAGAGAUAGCAGUAGUUUCAAGGACAUGCAAAUUGUGAGUAAAAUGAAGCGAAGUAUUGGAAAGGGGCAGCAGUCUAGAAGAUUGAGCUGUUGCCAAACAAGGGCAUCUUCUAGUGGUGGUGAUGGUGGAGCAUUUCAUUCUCAAGGUUCACACAAUGGAAUGCUUCUUUUCUUUCUUGGUGCCAAUAUUGGACUAAUAUCUACCAUAGUUGCUAUUAAAAGAGAAGUGGACAACUUGAAUGCUGUAUUGAAGCAGGCUAAGAACUUGAUUCAAGAUUUACAUGAGGAGCUCAAGAUUAAUGAUUUGUAUACUUUUAAAGAGCUCAGUAAUGAGGAUUUUGAAUCCUGUGGAGCAAAUGGAUUUUCUUUCCUCGAUCAUAUACCAAAUGCAUCUCUUACUGAGCUAGAAUUAGAUAAAUCUAAAAAAUAUGAUGGGAGGGAGCCAGAUUAUCAGGAGGCAGAUGACUCUGAGGCAAAAAGUAAAAUUGAGGCAGAGCUUGAAGUUGAACUAGAGAGGUUGGAAUUAAACAUGAAGACAUAUAGUCUAGACAGAAUAUCAAACGAUGUUGAGCUGGAUCCCAACUUUGUAGUUGAUGUUGGUCAAGAAGAUCUGCCACCCCUCAAGCUCACUAGGCCACCUGGUUGUUUAUCUGUAGAUGGGACCUCCACCUCCACCGAUUACACUCAUACAGCAGACUGUGGAGUGUCACCUAGGGAGUUGAGCAUACGUCUCCAUGAGGUAAUUCAUUUGCAGCUUGAAGCACGUAUCAUGGAACUUGAGACUGUGCUUGAAGACACCCAGAUGAGGUUGCAUGCCAUUGAAUCAGAACAUAUGAUCUCUCAAAAUAACUUGUAUGUGGAAAAAAGAUCUUCAACCCAAGAAAGCCCAACAUUUAUGGAUGAAGGCAAUGUGGAUGGACGACCUUUCAUUAUAAAUACGUCAGGGGAAGCUCUAGAUUUAUAUAUUGAGGCUUGUGAAGAAUUUACCAAGAUGACUAUAAGAGAUGAAGGGGCUCCACCAGAAACAACAUACAACAGUGAUAAGAAAGAAUUGAAUCCUUUUCACAAAAAUAUGUUGAAGGGUCAAGAUGGUGAUGGUACGGCUAAUGAGUCCAGUUCACAAUGUGAUAUCAUUGAAGAGAAAUGGUCAAGGAAUUUAGAUCGUAACAAUACAGGAAAGAGUGAAGAUGUUGAUGAAGACGAUCAUGAGAUGGCAAAGCUAUUGAUAAAGCAGAUUGUGGAGAAGACCAGGCAAGGUUCUUCUAAGGUUUUAAAUGCUCAAAGAAUGCUGAAAUCAAUGAAUAAGCAAUAA
This is a messenger RNA of Quercus robur (English oak), 1941 nucleotides long. RefSeq lists its product as uncharacterized. The record is from RefSeq and is a predicted model, not a curated record. Bases 277 to 1941 code for a protein of 554 amino acids. Gene Ontology annotation, biological process: asymmetric cell division. The transcript has 3 exons. NCBI's taxonomy places the organism in Eukaryota, Viridiplantae, Streptophyta, Magnoliopsida, Fagales, Fagaceae.